Molecule: messenger RNA, 1614 nt
Organism: Spodoptera littoralis (African cotton leafworm)
Lineage: Eukaryota; Metazoa; Arthropoda; Insecta; Lepidoptera; Noctuidae
Source: the annotation of a GenBank genome assembly
AUGUCUGACGGUCAUGGGGAGCCGAAUCAGCUGAAUUCCAGUAGAAAAGAAAGUGUCGCAGCAGCUAAUGUGCCUAGUGAUAGUCCUGUGACGGACCCUGGGCAGGUGCGUGGCGGGAACACUGAGGCUGGUGCAGCAGCAAGCAAAUACGAGGGCCAGCGCGGGAAAUCGGGUGCUUUGAAAAAAUCUGCCCGAUACAGGAGCAGAUCACUUUCCGCGUCUUCUGCAGAUUCCUACAGUUCUACAUCAUAUACUGGGUCAUCAUCAGACGAAGAUGAAGGAGUUCAACCUCAUGAGAAAGCUAUCGCAGCUGGACAGCCAAAUCCAGCAUAUUGCGUCCGCAAUAUUGAACAGCAUGCCUUCGGGAGACGGGAGAUUGAGAUCGCUGAACAGGAGAUGCCGGGGAUCAUGGCGCUCAGAGCGAGGGCCAAGGAUGAUAAGCCUCUGAAGGAUGCUAAGAUAGUAGGCUGUACUCACAUAAACGCUCAGACGGCGGUGUUGAUCGAGACGCUGGCGGCGCUGGGCGCGACCGUGCGCUGGGCAGCUUGCAACAUAUACAGCACGCAGAAUGAAGUAGCUGCCGCUUUGGCUCAUGCGGGCUACGCAAUAUUCGCAUGGCGCGGCGAGAGUGAAGAAGCGUUCUGGUGGUGCAUCGACCAGUGUUGUACUCCCACAGCGACGUGGACACCUAACAUGAUCCUCGAUGAUGGAGGGGACGCCACCCAUCUGAUGCUGAAGAAACACGCCGCGGCCUUCAAACAUAUUAAGGGUAUAGUGGAAGAGAGCGUGACAGGCGUCCACCGCCUGUACCAGUUGAGUAAGGCGGGCAAACUGUGCGUGCCCGCCAUGAACGUCAACGAUUCCGUCACGAAGACCAAAUUUGAUAACUUAUAUUCUUGCCGGGAAAGUAUAAUAGAUGCUUUGAAGCGCAGUACAGAUCUAAUGUUUGGGGGUAAGCAGUCGGUCGUGUGCGGGUAUGGUGAGGUCGGGAAGGGGUGCUGUCAGGCGCUCAAGGCUUUGGGAUGCGUUGUGUACGUGACAGAGAUAGAUCCAAUAUGCGCGCUACAAGCCGCCAUGGAUGGGUUCAGAGUCGUCAAAUUAAACGAGGUGAUAAGACAAGUGGACAUAGUAAUAACAGCGACGGGCAACAAGGGCGUGGUGACCCGGGAGCACAUGGAGCGCAUGAAGAACGGGUGCGUCGUGUGCAACAUGGGCCACAGCAACACUGAGGUCGACGUGCACGCGCUGCGCACGCCCGACCUGCUGUGGGAGCGGGUCAGGAGUCAGGUGGACCACAUAAUAUGGCCAAACGGCAAGCGUAUAGUCCUCCUAGCUGAAGGUAGAUUGGCGAACUUAUGUUGUUCCUCAUUACCGUCGUUCGUGGUCUCCGUCACCGCCGCCACACAGGCGCUCGCACUCAUCGAACUGUACAAUGCGCCGCAUCAUCGGUAUAAGGCUGACGUAUACCUAUUACCAAAGAAAAUGGACGAGUAUGUAGCCAGUCUACACCUUCCUACAUUCGACGCCCAUCUGACGGAACUAACAGACGAGCAGGCGAAAUACUUAGGCUUAAAUAAAGUAGGCCCUUUUAAACCCAACUACUAUAGGUACUAG